AUGAUCCCGCCCUCGACCCCAUCCUCACCUGCGAUUGGUCCACGGGUACCGAGGAGGCCGGGCUACACGGGGCAGCCUCGUCCCCGCCACGACCCACCAAUGGACCGCAGCGGGGGCUGCGUUGGAUGGUUCCGCCCCCGCUGCGGUCAAACCAAUGAGCUUGCGGGGGCAGAGUCGCGGGCGGGGCUGCUCCGUGUUGUGGGUGAUGUUACACCGCGUGGGCGGGGCUACGUCUGCGCACUGAGCGCGGGGCCUGCGCGGCGGCUCGGGGCCGGGAUGGCGGCACCGGGCGGGCCGGGCCCCGGCUCAGGGCCGCUGGACAUCAACCGUGCCGGUGUGGCCGAGCUGCAGGGAGCGCUCAGCGGCAUCGGCCGCCGCCGGGCGCGUGGCAUCGUCCGCAAGAGAGAGGAGCUGAGGGGCUUCAGCUGCCUGGAGGAGCUGCUGCAGGUGAAGGGCAUCACACAGAGGGUACUGGAGCUCAACUGGCAGCGGCUGCGCUGUGGGCACCGGGGGGGCACUGACAGGCACGGCCCUGGGGACAGCACAGCUCAGGCUGGGGAUAGCUCAGAGCCCCCAGCACAGGUGCCCCAUGCUGAGGAUGAGGCGAGUGAGGAAGGUUCUGGCUCCUGGCACCCUGGGCACUGCAGGGAGGGGACCCUGGCACCGGUGCCUGCUGUCUCCUGUGGCUCUGGUGGCCACAGGGACCUCUCCAGGGUUGGGGGGGAGCAGGAAGAAGAUGAAGAAGAGGAGGAGGAAGAAGAGGAGGAAGAAGAGGAGGAGGAUGAUGAAGGCAAUCUCUACCUCUACUAUAGCUUGGGGCAGCGCUGGCUCCACUGCCAGCCUGGAAGGCACCUCCUGCGCCACCUGCGCCCACAGGGGAAGCGAAAGUCAGAGCCAGGGGGGGAUGGAGCCCUGGCCCCUGGCAAGAAGCUCUGCAGGGGCUCAGAGUUCAGCAGGACCCUGGGUCCCUGCACCCCCAGCCCCACCACCACCUUUGGGGACCUGAGAAAUGCGCAGGGGGCUCCAGGCCGCCGCCGCCGCAUGCCCUCCGUGGUGCCCCCACCCGAGCUCCAGGACUGGCUCCAGACCUUCCAGCGCUGGAGCGGGCAGGAGAAGCUGCUGGCCCUGGACGAGCUGAUCGACCGCUGCGAGCCCCCCCAGAUCCGGCACAUGAUGCAGGUCAUCGAGCCCCAGUUCCAGAGGGACUUCAUCUCCCUGCUGCCCAAGGAGCUUGCCCUCUACGUCCUCUCGUUCCUGGAGCCCCGGGACCUGCUGCGUGCGGCCCAGACCUGCCGCUACUGGCGGCUGCUGGCCGAGGACAACCUGCUCUGGAGGGAGAAGUGCCGCGAGGAGGGCAUCGAGGAGCCGCUGGCCCCGCGGCGGCGCCGGCUGCUGAGCCCUGGCUUCAUGCACAGCCCCUGGAAGUUGGCAUUCCUGAGGCAGCACCGCAUCGACGCCAACUGGCGCAGCGGCGACCUGCGGCCCCCCAAGGUGCUGAAGGGCCACGACGAUCACGUGAUCACCUGCCUGCAGUUCUGCGGCAACCGAAUCGUCAGCGGCUCCGACGACAACACCCUCAAGGUCUGGUCGGCACUCACCGGCGAGUGCAUCCAGACGCUGGUGGGGCACACCGGGGGGGUGUGGUCGUCGCAGCUCCGCGGCUCCACGGUCAUCAGCGGCUCCACCGACCGCACCCUGCGCGUCUGGGACGCCGACAGCGGCCGCUGCCUGCACACCCUGUACGGGCACACCUCCACCGUGCGCUGCAUGCACCUCCACGGCACCAGGGUGGUGAGCGGGUCUCGGGAUGCCACGCUGCGGCUGUGGGACAUCGAGAGCGGGCAGUGCCUGCACGUGCUGCUGGGGCACGUGGCGGCCGUGCGCUGCGUGCAGUACGACGGGCACCGGGUGGUCAGCGGCGCCUACGACUACACCGUCAAGGUCUGGGACCCCGACACCGAGAGCUGCACCCACACCCUGCAGGGGCACACCAACAGAGUCUACUCGCUGCAGUUCGAUGGCAUCCACAUCGUCAGCGGCUCCCUGGACACCUCCAUCCGCGUCUGGGAUGUGGAGAGUGGGAACUGCCUGCACACCCUGAUGGGACACCAGUCCCUCACCAGCGGCAUGGAGCUGAGGGACAACAUCCUGGUAUCCGGCAAUGCCGACUCCACCGUCAAGAUCUGGGACAUCAAAACAGGGCAGUGCCUGCAGACCCUGCAGGGGCCCAGCAAGCACCAGAGCGCCGUGACCUGCCUACAGUUCAGCUCCAAGUUCGUGGUGACCUCCUCGGACGACGGCACCGUGAAGCUGUGGGACCUGCGCACCGGAGAGUUCCUGCGCAACCUGGUGGCGCUGGAGAGCGGCGGCAGCGGCGGCGUCGUCUGGCGGAUCCGCGCCUCCAACACCAAGCUGGUCUGCGCCGUCGGCAGCCGCAACGGCACCGAGGAGACCAAGCUGCUGGUGCUGGACUUCGAGGUGGACCUCAAGUGACCCGGCGGGGCCGG
This is a messenger RNA of Dryobates pubescens (Downy woodpecker), 2507 nucleotides long. RefSeq names its product ribosomal RNA processing 8. Gene Ontology annotation, cellular component: cytoplasm; nucleus. Bases 1 to 2493 code for a protein of 830 amino acids. The record is from RefSeq and is a predicted model, not a curated record. NCBI's taxonomy places the organism in Eukaryota, Metazoa, Chordata, Aves, Piciformes, Picidae. Gene Ontology annotation, molecular function: ubiquitin binding. Gene Ontology annotation, biological process: proteasome-mediated ubiquitin-dependent protein catabolic process; ubiquitin recycling. The transcript has 14 exons.